Molecule: messenger RNA, 2232 nt
Organism: Wyeomyia smithii (pitcher-plant mosquito)
Lineage: Eukaryota; Metazoa; Arthropoda; Insecta; Diptera; Culicidae
Gene: MFS16
Product: glucose-6-phosphate exchanger SLC37A2
Exons: 8
Coding region: 367-2025 (552 amino acids)
Biological process (GO): transmembrane transport
Cellular component (GO): membrane
Molecular function (GO): transmembrane transporter activity
Source: RefSeq, a predicted model, not a curated record
UUGUCAAGUCUUGACAACUUGCGAGCAGUAGAAAACCAGACACGAAAUACAGUUAACGCUUUGGGAUUUACGGUGAAAUCUGUAUUUUUCCAAUCAUUUGCAAGCAGAACGACUAAUGUUAUUUGUGCAAAUCAGUUUGACUAAAAUGCAGAUUUUGUGCUAUGCUUACAUUUUGUUGAUCAAGAACCCGUGUCGAAAACAAUGUUAAAGUAAAACGAACGCUUUGUGUUUACCCAGAACUGCUUCUUGGCACCCGACAGCUGAUUGUUGUGUCCAGAAUUUUAUCGAUAAACAAUUGCAAACGGUACGGCAUAAUCCGAUCGUCGUCGCCCACGACAGAGGAGUGCCGCAGGAGUAAAAUUGUCAAUGCCAGUUUCAAGACCCCGGUGGAGAAUCAUGAGUACUAGUUAUCCGAAGGCACCCCUUGGAAUCCGGCUUGUUACCGCCCUCAGCGGAAAGCUUUGUUCCCGAUGGCAGGCUAAUCGAUUGGUUUGGUUCAAAUGUUCGGUGCUCACGUUAACUUACCUGGCGUACAUGUGCUACCACAUGACGCGAAAGCCAAUCUCGGUCGUCAAGUCGGUUCUGCACCGUAAUUGCACCGGUGUCCGGUUACCGCCGGAAUUUAUCCACAAUAUGGGUGAGCCACCGAACGACAGUACUUGGUGUGAUUAUCCGCCCUUCGAUGGACCGGACUCGGCGGCCCUGCUAGGCUCACUGGACUCCUCGUUUCUGUUUAGCUACGCCAUCGCAAUGUUCUUCUCCGGGUUCAUUGCGGAACGCGUUUCACUGCGAUACUUUCUAUCGCUGGGUAUGUUGUUCUCCGGCAUCUUUUGCUACUUGUUCGGGGUGGCCAAAGUGUACGACAUCCAUUCGAUGUCGUACUUUGUGUUCGUCCAGGCAAUGGCCGGAAUAUUCCAAACGACAGGAUGGCCCGGUGUUGUUACCAUCGUAGGUCGCUGGUUUGGCAAAUCGAAGCGUGGGCUAAUAUUCGGAAUCUGGAAUAGUCACACGUCAAUAGGAAAUAUUUUGGGAUCCUUGAUUGCGGCAAACUAUGUCGAAACCGAUUGGUCAAUGUCGUUCAUUGUACCGGGUUUUUUGAUGGGGGUUUUCGGUUUUGCAAUGUUCCUGUUUUUGGUUGAUCGACCUGAAAUUGUUGAUUGCCAGGAAAAAGUCGGCGAUAGGAGUGGUGGCUAUAAGAGGCUGGAAGACGGACGGGCGAUAGAAUCUGGAGGAAAUUCAGACAAUGAAGAAUCGGUGGGAACCAGCAGCGAACAGGAAAAUCCUUCGUUAAGAAGUUUACACGGCAGUUUUUAUUCUAACGUUGAUACAAAUGAACGGACACCAAUCAUAGGCAGUAUUAAUCGUGCUCCCGUACAGGAGGAUGCAAUAGGUUUUGCAGGAGCACUUAAAAUUCCGGGUGUAAUCGAGUUCUCUCUAAGUCUGUUUUUCUCCAAGCUAGUCAGUUAUACAUUUUUAUAUUGGCUUCCACUAUACAUUCAAUCUUCCACUACUUUGGGUGCUGAGCUGAGUGCUGAUUUAUCUACGUUGUUUGAUAUUGGCGGUAUCGUUGGAGCUAUAGCGGCCGGCUUGAUCUCAGAUUCUACCGGGAUGUCUGCAACUACCUGCUCGGGAAUGCUGUUCUUGGCCGCACCGACGUUGCUAGUUUAUCAAAAGCUUGGCGCGGUCUCGUUGUCUUUUAACAUUUGCCUGCUAUUUCUGGCUGGGGUGCUCGUGAACGGCCCUUACGCUCUUAUCACUACUUCCGUCAGUGCUGAACUAGGUCAGCACAGUUCUUUAAAUGGAAACUCUAAAGCACUAGCGACUGUUACCGCCAUCAUCGAUGGAACUGGUUCAAUAGGAGCGGCUGUUGGGCCCCUUUUCGCCGGCCUGGUGUCAUCGUCCGGGUGGCAAAACGUUUUCUACAUGCUCAUUGUGUCGGACAUUCUGGCACUGCUACUGCUUUUGCGACUGGUCGUAAAGGAGCUAACUCGCCGUUCACGGCGGCGGAACGUCCGUAUUGAGUAAGUACCUACUAAAAAAAAGCUGUGAACGGUUGCGUGAGGUCGCGUCGUACGUUUGGCUGUCCACUUAGGCGUUUAGUUAUUUUCAAAUAUUUUGAAACACACUAACUAAAUAAUAUAGGUUGCAAAGUUUUGGUUGCAACAAAGGCCUAUUAAGUAUGUAAUUUUUUAUAUUCGAUUAAAUCUUUUUAUUACGACUUGCAUAAAUAAA